Triticum aestivum (bread wheat) is the source of this 694-nucleotide messenger RNA. RefSeq lists its product as uncharacterized. Lineage: Eukaryota; Viridiplantae; Streptophyta; Magnoliopsida; Poales; Poaceae. The record is from RefSeq and is a predicted model, not a curated record. The coding region runs from base 23 to 694 and encodes 223 amino acids. The transcript is spliced from 5 exons.
UUUCAAUCAAGAAGAAGUUAAGAUGAAGAGGCACCCGUUGAUCAUUGUGAUGCUAUUCCUCUCUUUUCUGUUCUUUAGCUGUGGCCGGGGAAGAAGUUCAACGCUCUCGGAAAGCGACUUCGAACUGGAGAGAGAGCUCAAGAUGCUUAACAAGCCCUAUGUCAAAUCCUUCAAGGAUAAUUAUGGGGUAGUUUUUGACUGCGUUGACAUUUACAAGCAGCCCGCAUUCGAUCACCCUCUCCUGAAGAACCACAUACUACAGAUGCCUCCAAAUUCAAGUUCCGGCACUGGUCUACCGACAACAGGGGUAAGUUGUCCUUACGGAACUGUCCCGAUACGGAGAACUCUCAAGGAAGAUCUUGUAAGGGGACGUGCACUUCGUCCGGUGUACAAACCAACGUCAACGCAAGACACGAGUGGAAUUGACGGGCAGCAUUUCGCCCAGGUGUUGUUAGACUGCGAGAAAGGCAAGACAUUCCAGAGCGCGAGUGCUUCGAUCGAGGUGUAUUAUCUCCCUAUGCCGUCAGAUGCUGCUUCCACAGCUCAGAUGCUAGUUGUGGACGACAGGUCAAGCAAUGUGACCGUCGUGCAAGCUGGAUGGCAUAUCGAUCCUCGCCGUGAAGGCGACGGACAGAGUCGUUUCCUGGUAUUCUGGACGGUGCGUAUUUUAACAGAUUUGUAUGCAAUGGGCUAA